AAACCUCUUUCCGGCGGAAGUUGACGACGCUGAGAGACGAACGCCAGGCAAAAGGCGAAGAAAGGCCAGUUUAAUCAAGAAAAAACAUUAAAAAUGUUAAAAGAGUUGGUGCAGGAGCGACUGAUGGCGGCGGCCGACGAAAUAUUCGCGCUGUUUGAAGGAACGAUCGCGUCGUACGAGGAGGAACUUUCUAGAACGAGAGAGAAGGAGCGACAUCGACAACCGGAAGCUGCUAGCAAAACAGUGUUACAUUUUGAAGAUGUGCAGCAGCUGAUUGGUCCUCAAGAAGAAUGUCCCCCUCAGCUGCAAGGAUGGAUCACAAGCUGGGAGCAGGAGGAUCCACAGCCCCCUCACAUUAAAGAGGAGAAGGACAAACUCGGGAUCCCUCAGUGUCUUCUCGGAUCGAAGGGGGCUGGUCUCACAAAGUCCCCACAGACUGGUGUCCCUGUAAAGACUGAAGAUGAUGAAGAGAAACCACCUGAGUCCUCACGGCUUCAUCACAGUCCAAGUGAGGAGAACAGAGGGGCGGAGCCUCCAAGCAGCAGCUUACUACAACACAAGACAACAGAAAUGGACGCAGACCACUUUGGAGCUCCACUGUCAGAUAGUGACACUCAAGACAGGGUUGAAGAACGUUCUAGCAGCGAUACAAACUUCGUAGAUGAUUUGAGGAUUCACACUGACUACAAACAUUCUAAAUGCUUUGAAAGGAAGACCAAAUGUUGGACCUGCUCUUUUUGUGUCAAAAGCUUUUUUUAUAAAGCAGCGUUCGCUCGACACAUGAGAACACACACUGGGGAAAAACCCUUUGCUUGUUCCGUCUGUGGUCAAAGAUUCUCUCAAAAGUCCCACUUGAUAUCACACAUGAGAACGCACACGAGAGAAAAACCCUUUGCUUGUUCAGUCUGCAACAAGAGGUUUAGUCUCAAGUCCAACUUGACUGUACACAGCAGAACUCACACCGGAGAGAAACCCUUCACCUGCUUACUUUGCGGUCAGAAAUUUGCUGUCAACGCCACUUUGGCUACACACAUGAGAGUCCACACCGGGGUGAAACCCUUUGUUUGUCCAGUUUGUGGUAAGACUUUUUCUCAAAGGCCACACCUGAAAUCACACAUGGGAACACACGCAACAGAAUAAGCCUUUCGUUGUUUAGUUUCUGGUCAAAGAUUCCGUCGUCAAGGAGAGUUGGGCUCUGCCAAAUGUAAGAAUAAAAUGAGAUGAUGAAAUUUGCGUUCUUUUUGAAAAAUUACAGGCUUCCUUAGAAGUCCAUCCGAUCCAAUAUCUACAGUUUCUGAGAAAACUUACACACGUGCUUACUUGCACCUGUCUUGUUUUGUACUGGAAAAUAAACAUGUCUGGUUUUGUUUUUUUUGUCUCA
Messenger RNA from Nerophis ophidion (straightnose pipefish), 1381 nucleotides. RefSeq names its product endothelial zinc finger protein induced by tumor necrosis factor alpha-like. Gene Ontology annotation, biological process: regulation of transcription by RNA polymerase II. Gene Ontology annotation, molecular function: RNA polymerase II cis-regulatory region sequence-specific DNA binding; DNA-binding transcription factor activity. The coding region runs from base 94 to 1140 and encodes 348 amino acids. The transcript is spliced from 2 exons. Lineage: Eukaryota; Metazoa; Chordata; Actinopteri; Syngnathiformes; Syngnathidae. The record is from RefSeq and is a predicted model, not a curated record.